UAAAAUUUUCGACUGAGCGGGGAUUCUAACCUGGAACCCAGAUUUUUUAGUGAAGGGGAAACAAUUUAAAGACCAGCAAUUUGAGAACCAAAAAUUAAAAACCAUCCCCAAAUUAGGUCAAUUGUGCAAAUUGUCCAUAGCCGAUUACCCCCACACAGACUGUUUUCUUGAAGAAUUAUGGAAUGUGAAAUCCAGACCUAAUCACCCGGUCCAAAGUAAAAGGCCCAAAUCCGAGAAAUCCUGUCUAAGGCCAACCUAUUAAUACACCUACCACAGCCUUCGAAAAUUGUGGAUGAUAGCACUACCCAAACCUGUGACCUCAGUCACAAGUCCCACAACCUUAACCACUUGAACUAAGCCUUGGGAGACCCUAGGCACUGUGAAUUCUUAUGGUUCUCUUGGUUGUACACAUGCCCUUAUAAUACUAAAACACAGCACAAGCCAUCUUUUCAUCUCUGCUGGCUGCUAUGAUCCUCGAGGCAGAAUUACUUUUUAUUUAACUCUUCUUCUUUAUUAUCCCUCUUUUUUGGUAUGUCUACAAAAAGCUGUAACUAGUUAUGCUUCUGACUGACGAGGACUACAGAGAAUGAGGACUACGUAGAAUCAUUUGUGCUGCUCUCUUCUCAACGGCGCCACUUCAAUCACAGGAAAAAUUCUCAAUGGCGCCACUUCAAUCACGAACAGAGGAAAGCUAAGAGACAUGAAUUAGUUUGAGAAUACAGGGCAGAAGAUACCCAAUUUGUGGAAUUGGAAGCAACACUGAACACAAAGCAAAAAAAUUGACUUUGCAAUUUCAAAGUGGAGACAAAGUUACGGUUUUUUCUAUAUUCUUGAAGAGAUGGACAAUGAACAUCGUAGAUGGAUGUAUGAUAGGGUGUUACCUAAUCGACGGGGGUUGAGGGAUGAAUUUAAGCAAGGCGUUGAGGGGUUUAUUAAUCAGGCAAAUUUAUUUUGUCAAAAGGAUGGGACAAUUAGGUGUCCUUGUGCAGAUUGCAAUUGUAUAAAGUGGUUAAAACCUGAGGAUGUUAGGGCUGAUCUUUGUAGUAAGGGUUUUAUGGACGACUAUUAUGUUUGGACUAGUCAUGGAGAAAUUGAGGGUAGUGCCAGUAAUAUUUGCAAUCAUAAUUUUGUUGCUGGUGAAAGUAGUGAAGAUCCUAGACUGCAUGAAAUGGUUAUGGAUGCUCUUGGGAUGUACAAUGAGGGUAACAACCAACAACCUGUUGAUCAACCUCCCAAUGAAGAGGCACAACGUUUUUAUGCACAAUUAGAGUCUGCUAGUCGUCCAUUUUGCGAAGGCAUGUCACGCUCUGCAUUGUCUGUUGCCGUUAGAUUGCUAAGUAUUAAAUCGGAUGCAAAUAUUUCUAUAGCGGGAAUGAACGCUAUGAUUGAGCUUAUGAAAGAACUUAAUCCGAACUUAGACAUACCCGAUGAUUACUAUAAAGCAAAAAAAUUGGUUUCCAAAUUAGGUCUCUCGUCUAUGAAAAUUGAUUGUUGUGAAAAAGGUUGCAUGUUGUAUUAUAGGGAUAAUGCAGAUUUAGAGAAUUGCAAAGUUUGUGGAAUAUCUCGUUUUAAACAGCUUGCCAGCGGUAAGAGGGUUGCAGUUAAGGUGAUGCAUUAUUUACCUCUUAUACCAAGGUUAAAGAGGUUGUAUGCAUCACUGAGUUCUGCUCCUCAUAUGAGAUGGCACUAUGAAAAUAGAAGGCCACCCGGGGUAUUGUGUCAUCCAUCAGAUGGAGAAGCAUGGAAGCAUUUCGAUAGAACGUUUCCGGAUUUUGCUAAUGAACCAAGGAAUAUUCGAUUGGGUUUGUGUGCUGAUAGAUUCACACCAUUUUCUGUCUCAGCUGCACCAUAUUCAUGUUAGCCAGUCUUUGUCACACCGUAUAAUCUUCCACCUGAGAUGUGUAUGACAAGUCCAUAUUUGUUCCUAACUUGCAUUGUCCCGGGUCCACGUAAUCCAAAAAGUUUGAUUGAUGUAUAUUUGCAGCCUUUGAUUCACGAGUUACAGACUUUGUGGCACGAAGGUGUUUUAACAUACGACAUAUCAACCAAACAAAACUUCAACAUGCGUGCUGCUCUUAUGUGGACUAUUAAUGAUUUCCCUGCCUAUGGAAUGUUGUCAGGGUGGAUGACUGCUGGCAAAUUAGCUUGUCCUUGUUGUAUGGAAAACACUAAAUCGUUCACUUUAAAACACGGGGGCAAGAAUUCAUGGUUUGAUUGUCACCGUCAGUUCUUACCAAUGGAUCAUGAGUUUAGGAGUAUGAGAAAUGCAUUCAGGAAGAAUAAAACUGAACAUGACUUACCACCGCCAACAUUGUCAGGGGAGCAAAUUUGGGAGAGGGUUAGGGACUUGCCUAAGGUGACAGAAACUCCACCUUUUUAGAUUAAAUGGAUAUGGGGUUGAGCAUAAUUGGACGAAACAGAGCAUAUUCUGGGAGUUACCUUAUUGGAAGCAUAAUCUUCUCCGACAUAAUCUUGAUGUCAUGCAUAUUGAAAAGAAUUAUUUUGAUAAUCUGUUUAAUACAGUGAUGGAUGUUAGGGACAAGAGAAAAGAUAACAUAAAGGCUAGGAAGGACUUAAUGGAAUAUUGUAGGCGACCAGAAUUGCACCUACAACAAUCAAAAAACAAAAAUAAGAUCGCCAAGCCAAAUGCUAGUUAUACAUUCACUUUGGAGGAUAAACGAAAGAUUUGUGAGUGGAUAAAGAGUUUGAGGAUUCCCGAGGGGUAUGCGUCCAACUUGGGUAAGCGUGUAGAUGUGGUAGAAGGAAAGUUGGUGGGUAUGAAAAGUCAUGAUUGCCAUGUUUUCAUGGAAACUUUAGUUCCUAUUGCAUUUCGUGGCUUACCCGAAAGAAUAUGGAAACCAAUUACAGAGAUUAGUUUGUUCUUCAAAGAGUUAUGUUCCAACACAUUGAGGGAAGAUACUCUACUUUUGAUGAAUCAGAACAUUCGUGUAACCUCAUGUAAGCUGGAGAAAUUUCUUCCAUGUGGUUUCUUUGAUGUGAUGGAACAUCUUCCGGUCCACCUUGUACAAGAGGCACUACUCGGAGGCCCAGUUCAAUAUAGAUGGAUGUACCCUUGAGAGAGGAAAAUUGGCAAAUGUAAACGGUUUGUGAAACAGAAGAAUAGGAUCGAGGGAUCUAUAUGUGAGGCCUAUCUCGCUGCGGAAACCUCUCACUUCUGUUCUUAUUAUUUUGAGAAACACAUUCCAUGUUUGAGAAAUAGGCCAACUCGAAACGAUGAAGGUGAGAAUGAUCCUUUGGCCCCACCAAAAUCCAUAUUCAAUCGACCAGGCCGAGGUUCUAAAACUAUUAAAAGAAGACUCCUAACUGAUAUGGAGAAAAAAUCAGCCACAACACAUGUAUUGUUGAAUUGCCCGGAAGUUCAACCAUAUUAUAAUUUGUUCGUGGGUAUGUAUGGCUAUGCUCCUGUUUAUUCCGAGUUUAGCGAGUGGUUCAAAUGUUAUGUCCAUGAUCCAAAUAAUGGCAUAGCUGACCAAUUUCUGAAUGAUAUAGCUUGGGGACCAGACCCUUAUGUCAAAACAAUCAAAAAAUACAAUGUUAAUGGUUACAAAUUUCGUACUGAAGAAAGCUCCAAGCAUUAUAAAAGCAAUAAUAGCGGAGUCUGGGUUAAAGGGGACACUAACAAUCAGGAUGGAGAUAUUGAUUAUUAUGGUGUGCUCCAAGAGAUUUUAGAACUAGAGUAUCCUGGUUGGCCAUACAAAAAGUUGAUACUUUUUCGUUGUAAGUGGUUUGACCCAACACCAAAAACCGGUACAAGGAUCGAUCCACAUUACAAAAUUAUUGAAGUUAAGCAUGCAAGGCAGUAUGGAAGCUAUGAUCCUUUUGUCAUUGCACAAAAUGUCAAGCAAGUGUAUUAUGCUCCUUAUCCAUUGCGUAGGGAUAAAUCGGAUUGGUGGGUUGUUAUUAAAACAAAGCCUGUGGGUCGUGUGGAAGUCGAGAAUGCUUUGAAUGUUGCAUACCAAAAUGACAUAUCGAGUGUUCAAGAAACAGUGGACAGAGAAUUAGAAAAUGAAUUGGAGCAUCCUGACAACAUAUAUGAAGAAAUUGAUCUCGGGGAAGGAACUUCCAUGGCAAAUGAAGAGGAAGAACUAUCUGUUGAUGAUGAGUACUCUUCUUAUGAGGAAGAUCCAGCAAACAGUAGUGACACAAGUGAAGAGGAAGAAUUACCUGUUGAAAAUGAAAUAAGCGAGGAGGAAGAAAUAAGCGAAGAACUAUUUGUUGAUGAUGAGUACUCUUCUUCUUAGUCCCGUGCCCUAAACUCUCAACCCUGAAUGUUCUUUGGACAUUGAUGAAAGCUUGGUUUUCAUUUGCAGAUGGCAUCAAGUGAUAAAAAUGACCGACAUCGGAGUAAUAGUUUGCCUGGGAAAAGUACUAUUAAGAUUAAGCGCGGGAAGAAUACUACCAAGAGUCAAGGAAAAUCAACCGUCUCUACAUCGAGGGCAUCUCAUUCUUCUAUUCCACCAUUGCAUCCUCCUUCACAUGGCCCGUCGUCAAAGAGUAAAGAGAAAUCAACUGUAUCUACAACGAGUCCAUCACUUUCUUCCAUUCCACCAGUGCAUCCUCCUUCACAUGGCCCGCCAUCAAAGAGUAAAGAGAAAUCAACUGUAUCUACACCGAGUCCAUCACUUUCUUCCAUUCCACCAGUGCAUCCUCCUUCACAGGGGACGUCAUCAUUUUCACAUUCUUUUUAUGGUACUCUGCCUCCCCUAGGCUAUAGCUUGAUCCCUCCCCCGGGAUAUAGUCCGAUGCCUCCACAAGGCUAUUCCGGGAUUUCACCUACUGCACCUUUCUACAAUAUGCCUCCCCCAGGCUGUUCCUCGAUGCCUCCCUCUUAUAUAACUCCACCUGGAAUGCAUUGCACUUACCUCGCUGCCAUGGAACGAUGUCCAUCUCCAGAGACUCCUUCGUCAGAGGCCACUCGAUCAGCCAGUCCACGCCUUUCUAGGCUAAAUGUUGGAUCGAGAAAUUCUGAGGCAUCUCCUAGCCGUUCUUCUACUCCGUCUUCAGUUGAUGGUCCAAAUCUUCCAUCACCUGGAAAGGUAGAUCAUCUACGGAGGGUGCGCAUCAUCGCUGAUGGAGAAGGGUUUUAUCCUUCUAGGCCAGCUGCAAAUGCAAUCUCAACAGCAAUACAAAAACUUUAUAGUGGUGCCUUCGCGACGUGGGGUGAAGUGUCGUGUCAUACGCAGCAGGCGAUCCUUAAUGAGUUUAUGAAAAAGUGUACGUGGAACCCUGUCGAGGAUAAUGUUAUUAGAAGUAAUUUUACAAAGAAGGCGAGUUCUCGGUUGUCAAACAUUUUUUCCGAAGCUCGGAAAAAAGGUCAAAAACCUGGCUGGCUUGGGACAGAUUACUGGGAGGAGCUUAAUCAAUACUGGGCUACGCCGGAGUUUCAAAAGAAGAGCGCCCAGACAAAGGCAGCUCGAAAGUCUGAGAAGGGUGGCUCAUUGCACACUUGUGGUUCAGUGUCCAUGGGGACUGCUAGGAGGAAAUUGCAAGUUACUCUUGGUAGACCACCCAAUCGUCAUGAGGUAUGGAAGAAGACACAUACGAAAAUUGAAGACGGAAAAGAAGUUUGGGUCGAGCCACGGGCAGAGGAUACCUAUAAUCGGUAUAAUCAAGCGAUGGAGGAGCUCACUAGGAGUCAGUCGACCGAUGAUCAAGGCAAUACAAUCAUGCCAUCGGAGGAACAAACUAUCUCCUGUUGGUUGGACGUGGUUGGCGGCGUGAAGAAGGGAAGAGCAUACGGCCUUUGCUCCGAGAAGAACUUUCACCGCCUCCACUGUGGAUUGCAAGGUAUAGGAAGUUCUGCCACUGUGUCAAAUGAGAAGCUUGAGGAGAUGCGACACGAACUUCGGGAACUUGCUAGGAAUUAUGAGGAGGAACGUAAGAAAAGGUUGGAGGAGGAGCGACGUAGGAUAAAUCUUGAGUUAGAUGUCAAAGAACUCAAGAAUCAGGUGUGUAACCUCAUCAAGUUGCCUCGCUCUCCGCCCCCGAGCCCCGAUCAUGAUGAUGGUGAGGAUGUAGAGGAUGAGGAGGAUCAGGAGCAUGGAGAGGCUGAAAUGGAGUAUUAGGUGUCCGUUGUUAUUUUUGUUCUAACUUAUGUUAUUUUGGAUUGUUUGAAGUCUAGUGGGAUGGUAUAUGUUUGGAUAACGUUGACGUUGGUUGGAUUCGUAUGUUUUUUGUUGGCUUAAUUUUAAUGUUUGAAUUA
Messenger RNA from Lycium barbarum (goji berry), 6223 nucleotides. RefSeq lists its product as uncharacterized. The record is from RefSeq and is a predicted model, not a curated record. The coding region runs from base 4332 to 6086 and encodes 584 amino acids. Lineage: Eukaryota; Viridiplantae; Streptophyta; Magnoliopsida; Solanales; Solanaceae. The transcript has 11 exons.